CCGAAAACCAUCAACAAUCCAUGAAAGGCUCAAUAAAAAUAUGGUAAACCCUAAAAUCACAGUUGGAGCACUAGUUUAUUACGUGAACCGCUUUCAUUCUCCUUAGCGCCGCAUUCCUUCCAAAGCUCCAAUUCACCGCCAACCAUGCCUUCACACAAGACUUUCAUGAUCAAGAAGAAGUUGGCCAAGAAGAUGAGGCAGAAUAGGCCCAUCCCUUACUGGAUCCGUAUGCGCACUGAUAACACCAUCAGGUACAAUGCGAAGCGUAGGCAUUGGCGCCGCACCAAGCUAGGGUUCUAAGCACCAUGAGCUUAGUUGGGUUCAAGCUUUUCUUUUUUCCCAAGUUUAUUUGCAGACAUUUUGAUGUGGGGUUUAAUAUAGAAAACUACCAAGGAUGAAGGAUUCUUAAAUUAAAGAUUUUGAUGAGAUUUUUGGCAA
Gossypium arboreum is the source of this 438-nucleotide messenger RNA. Its product is annotated as 60S ribosomal protein L39-3-like. Gene Ontology annotation, molecular function: structural constituent of ribosome. Gene Ontology annotation, cellular component: cytosolic large ribosomal subunit; ribosome. The coding region runs from base 145 to 300 and encodes 51 amino acids. The transcript is spliced from 3 exons. Gene Ontology annotation, biological process: translation. NCBI's taxonomy places the organism in Eukaryota, Viridiplantae, Streptophyta, Magnoliopsida, Malvales, Malvaceae. The record is from RefSeq and is a predicted model, not a curated record.